Molecule: messenger RNA, 393 nt
Organism: Phalacrocorax carbo (great cormorant)
Lineage: Eukaryota; Metazoa; Chordata; Aves; Suliformes; Phalacrocoracidae
Source: RefSeq, a predicted model, not a curated record
AUGGGCUGCACCUUCCUUCAGGGCACCUCCACCUGCCGUGACGUGAGGUCCUCCAUGGCCUGGAAGGUGUACCUGCAUCACCAAGACAUGUCCUGCUAUGACCAGUGCCAGCCCUGCCAGCCCUGCGGCCCGACCCCGCUGGCCAACAGCUGCAAUGAGCCCUGUGUCAGGCAGUGCCAGAACUCCACUGUCGUCAUCGAGCCCCCGGCUGUGGUGGUGACCCUGCCCGGCCCCAUCCUCAGCUCCUUCCCACAGAGCACCGUGGUGGGCUCGUCCACCUCCGCUGCUGUUGGCAGCAUCCUCAGCUGUGAUGGAGUGCCCAUCUCCUCCGGGGGCUUUGACCUCUCCUGCAUUACCAGCCGCUACUGUGGCAGCAGAUGCCCUCCCUGCUAA